This is a messenger RNA of Cercopithifilaria johnstoni, 567 nucleotides long. The record is from the annotation of a GenBank genome assembly. Lineage: Eukaryota; Metazoa; Nematoda; Chromadorea; Rhabditida; Onchocercidae.
AUGUCUUAUCGUGCGAAAGAGAAGAAACCAAUCGCUUCAACUGAAUUUGUGAUGGAGUUUGAUCCCAGCCCCCUUAUGAACUACUGGUUUAUAACUUCAUUGGCUACCUGCGAUAUAAUAAUGGUAGUAAUCAGUUUAGCGCAUCUUGUGCCUGCGACGGCUUUUCAUAGUGCCUUCUUAGAUUUUCAUUCGGUUCGCAAUAUAGUUAUGAUAUUCUUCUACGAUCUUUUUUGGUAUACAGCGGUUUUACAGUUAGGACUUAUGGCAUGUAACAGAUUUGUAAGCAUAGUUUAUCCAAUGGAAUAUAAAUGGCUAUUUUCACCACGAAAAGCAUUUCUUGCAAUAUUAUUUGGUUAUGCAUUAGGCUUCGCUGUAUCCUUACCAACACUAUUCCCAUGUUGUCAUACAUUGUGGAACUCCGAUUACUACAUCACUGUCUACGAUCCUAUGAAUACCUGGUAUUAUCUUCUAUUUUCUUUGCUCAUUUCAUCACGAAGCGGAGUUUCAAUGUUGUUUGUUUGGUAUCGCGUACUGUUAGAACUGGAAUUGAAUACAGUUAAAUCAUAA